Messenger RNA from Opisthorchis viverrini, 902 nucleotides. RefSeq lists its product as hypothetical. Lineage: Eukaryota; Metazoa; Platyhelminthes; Trematoda; Opisthorchiida; Opisthorchiidae. Bases 1 to 876 code for a protein of 291 amino acids. The record is from RefSeq and is a predicted model, not a curated record. Gene Ontology annotation, molecular function: structural constituent of ribosome. The transcript has 6 exons. Gene Ontology annotation, biological process: translation. Gene Ontology annotation, cellular component: ribosome.
AUGCUCAUUUCAACACUAUUUUCUGUCGUCAUCGACACCCCAACAGUUCUAAACACCGAUUCUUUACUACCGAUUCCACUAAGUAUUGUGCUCAUGAGAACAUUUACAUCGGGGUCAAUAUUGUCACUUCUAGCAGCCACGAGGAAUUGCAAGCCACUGGACUUGACUUCCAAACGAUACCUGUCAAAUGUGCAAUACAAGAAUCGAAACCCUAGGGUUUAUUUGGAAAAGACUGCACACCAUACAACGGGGAUUGUGGUCCACUCUUCCAAUUCUGUCGUAACCUCAGCUUCUACCCGAGAGCCAAGCAUCCAGAAACAUCUGUAUAGUUGUGUUGACGUGUCUGCCGCAGAAAAUAUUGGACAUAUCCUUGCCUAUCGUUGCCUUCAAUGUGGCCUAGUUUCACUCUUUUUCGAUACUGUUGAAGCCUCACUUACUAACGAAAGCAUCAAAGCCUUCUACGAUGCCCUCUUAGAAGGCGGAUUGACUCUACAAGAACCGGAUGAAAUUGCUCCACCCGAACCUUUGGGAAUCGAUUAUGACAGUCUCACGGACCAGGAAAAGCGUGCUCUUUAUCCAAGUUUGAUCGAGAACCUCAGAACGAUACCGGACUGGAAUGAUAUCAAAUAUCCGUACUCUCUACGGCCGCGAGCCGGGAAAGUCAAGUUACGAAGCCAGUACCAGAUCCUGUCGAAAAUACGACAAGGCAUGGUUUGGGACCCUUUCUACAAGCGUAUGGUGUUACCACAGAACAAAGCACACUGGCAACACGAUCUAGAGCAACGUCAUUUGAAGCACCUGGAAGAACCUAUCGACACACUGGAGCAGGAAGAGUCAAUACCAGUUGCUGUUCCAAAAAAGUGGCUUCUAGAGUGAUGCUCAACGUUCCUAAUAUAGCAUAU